Molecule: messenger RNA, 645 nt
Organism: Actinia tenebrosa (Australian red waratah sea anemone)
Lineage: Eukaryota; Metazoa; Cnidaria; Anthozoa; Actiniaria; Actiniidae
Product: small ribosomal subunit protein eS27-like
Biological process (GO): translation
Cellular component (GO): ribosome
Molecular function (GO): structural constituent of ribosome
Source: RefSeq, a predicted model, not a curated record
AUCAAAUCGUUCUCUUUGGUCUUAGACGUGAAACAGCUUGAAUCAUGCCGCUGUUCAAAGAUCUGUUAAACCCUUCUCUUGAGGAAGAAAAAAGGUGUCAUAAACUGAAACGACUUGUUCAAAGUCCAAACAGUUAUUUCAUGGAUGUAAAAUGCCCUGGGUGUUAUAAAAUCACAACUGUAUUCAGCCAUGCACAGACUGUUGUCCUCUGUGUCUCCUGCUCGAUGGUGUUGUGCCAACCCACAGGAGGAAGAGCUCGUCUGACAGAAGGUUGUUCAUUCAGGAGAAAGCAGAAUUAAACUUCACAAUCCUGAGGAAUGUAUUCUGUAAUCCACAAAUAAAACUCAAUUUCAUCAUUGAUUUAUCAUUAAAUAUCAUGCCUAUAUGCCCACUAAUGCUGGUGACGUUGCUAUUAUCCAAUCGGCUUGUGCGGCRAUAAGACAUACCCUGAAUGAGCUUUUUUUAUAUUUUCUAGCCACCCACAAAUGCAGMCAUCUGUAUUGUUAUAAUUUUCGUCGGCCUGUGGGUUUAUGAUUCAUUACAUCUUCAUCGCAGCAUGGAAUUAGUAGAUUGAAAGGAACAUCUGUAAUAUAUGUUAUUUGAUAGUAUUAAUUGGGAAUAAAUCAUUGCUGAAAUUGAGAGGAA